Molecule: messenger RNA, 4050 nt
Organism: Penicillium odoratum
Lineage: Eukaryota; Fungi; Ascomycota; Eurotiomycetes; Eurotiales; Aspergillaceae
Product: GTPase-activating protein BEM3
Exons: 3
Coding region: 1-4050 (1349 amino acids)
Biological process (GO): regulation of GTPase activity; signal transduction
Cellular component (GO): cytoplasm
Source: RefSeq, a predicted model, not a curated record
AUGUCCCAGUGGCGAGGCAGUGAGGACGACGCGCCAGGUUCCAGCAAGAAUCAAACCCCUCAAUACCCGCCUCUCAACGGCCUUAUUCCCCGAGAUUAUCUAGGCGCGCGAUCCGAGGUGGCUUUACGCGGCGCUCCUGGUUCUCGGCAUAAUUCGCCAUCACCACUGCACACUAGUUCUCUCCCAAAGUCACGCCUUCAAGAUUCUCCUUCUCAGAGUCCAUUAUCACCUAGGUCGAGCGCCAACCCUUCUCCAUCCCAGGACCGUUCGCCCAUCUCCCGUAUAGCCAAUGCUCCGUUUCCAGCACCUCCUUCGAACCCUACCCAUAAUUUCUCGCAGUCACCAGACAUGAUGGAUAUGGAGUCGGGCAGCGUCGCCAAAUCCGACGGCAGUAUUUCCAAACCGCCUGGUGCAGCUGAGCCUGAUCGUUCCGCCUCCUCCUCCGUGAGCUCUAUAAUGUCGGCCCCCGGAGAUCGUCCAACCCACCGCAUCAUGCCUCGCACGUCGUCCAUUGAUUCUGCCAUCUCAUCCUUGUCGUCUGCUUCGCAAAAAUCAACCUUUGAUGCCAAUGCGUUGAGCCCAGCGGACAUUAGCAACCUCAUCAAUGCAGCUGGUUCAGCGGAGGCUGUCAUUGUAUAUCUCCUAAGGGAGAAGCACCAGGCAGCGUCUCAGAACUCGCAGCUUUGGAAGCUAGUGGACAAACAAAGGACUCUCAUCUUGGGUCUUAACAAAGACCUUGAACGCGCUUUCAAUGAGAAAGAAAAGUACAAGAAGAAACUGAAAGAGCUCCAAGACUCCACGCCUCCACUCCCAGCUGCGAAUCCCGGAAGUUCACUUGCUGGUUUAGCUGGAGCAGCCCAGUCCCAGCAAACUGUCACCGGUCCGAGUGGCGAGCAACAGGGUGGCAGACGGCAGACCCCACAACCAACUAUCGUGCCAGUCCAAACCGCAUCCCGAUUGACCCUUGAAAGCAACGAUCUGAGUCCCACAAGCAAUCUAUCGUCUCCAAUUGGAAGCGACGGGCAGAAAUUUCCGCACCCGAAUCGCAAGCCCCCACCGGCGCCCCUUGACUUACGAUUGCCAAGUGAUAAUGUUCGCAAAGUUCACAGUGACCCAGACUCGGGAUCCGAUUACGGCGAAUCACAGGAUGAAAGAUCAAGCCUUGAUCGCGGAAGGAGGAAGACCAGAGAGGAAGAUGAUCGAGAUCGGGAGGCUAUAAAAAAUGAAUCCGACCCCCAGGGAUCUAUGAGCACGGCUAAACUUGGGUCAUCUCACUCCUCCCGGGACACAGCUACGUCUGCUAGCCCAGCAGCAACUGCUUCCCUCGAGCUUGCCACGAGAUCACCACCAAAGGUAGGCCCAUCUGGCUCUCUCGGAUCCAUUCUCAACUCUCGGGCGAAUUCUUCCCUUCCCGAUGGACGUCCGAGCUUCCCUAAUCCUAAAAGUCCCGGUUUACCAUUAAGCCCGAGGCCAGAGGAUCGACCUCUUGGUUCGCCUUUGCCCCGCAUGCCCCGAGACAUCAACUCUGUCACAAGUCAAUCUAUAACUGCAGGCACCAAUCUACCUGGUUUACCUCUUUCCCCGCGAGCUGGCAAUUACCCAGCGCAUAUUGGCCCGAUGCCAUCAAUCGAUCCUGCCGUGAAGAUAGACAGCCCGAGGUCCCUGCGCUCUUUAGGAUCCAGUAUCUUCCAGGGACUGGUGUCGGACGAGUACCCUGGCUUACUGUUGCCUCCUAAUGCCCUUCCUGUGAUUCAAGUGCAAGUCUCUUCAUCCCGACUUCGACCCUCCAGGAAUAGUUAUAUGGCUUCAAAACCGCUUGAAGAGGAGCCUGUGUUUACUCUCAGCGUGAUCUCUCGGGCUGAGAUGUGUGAACUCUGGCGAGUUGAAAAAGUCAUUGCUUCUUUGCCUCAGCUAGAUUACCAAAUUCGCCAAUUGGUCACCUUCACUGGGAGAUUACCGGAUCGCGCUAUUUUUAGUGGACACUCCCCUGCUAAAGUAGACGCACGGCGUGCCGCGUUGAACGCGUACUUUGACAAUCUCUUAAAUACACCCAUGGAUGAAAAAGCGGCCCUGGUCAUCUGUCGGUUCCUUACAAGCGACGCCAUCGAGCCACGAGACGAUGAAACUAGCCUGCUAAAAGACAAUGGUUCGACGCAGCUUAAUUUGUCUCGGGGGUCUGAUGGAAGGCCUCGAAAAGAAGGCUACCUAACAAAAAGAGGUAAAAACUUUGGUGGAUGGAAAGCGCGGUAUUUUGUCCUUCAUGGACCCGAGUUGAAAUAUUUCGAGUCUCCUGGUGGCCCCCACAUGGGUACUAUAAAGCUGCAUCAUGCCCAAAUCGGCAAGCAGUCGCAGAAUCCUAGCAGUCAGGGUAAUCCUCCUGGUACUGAUGAGGAUGCCGACAAUCAAUAUCGCCACGCCUUCCUUGUAUUGGAGCCGAAGAGGAAAGACUCCUCGGCCCUUGUCCGACAUGUGCUUUGUGCAGAGAGCGAUGAAGAGCGCGAUAGAUGGGUAGAAGCUUUGAUGGAGCACGUCGAGAGUCCUUCAGACAACGAUAGUCGGGGCAGUGCAUCCAGCAAGGGCCAGCCUCAAACACAGGGAAGACAGCAGCAAAACCUAGACAAUGGAAGCAAACCGGUGUCAUUACCCAACAGUGGCAGCAGAAAGCCAACCAGGAGCAUUGAAAGCCCUGACCAGGAGUUUGCGGCCCCCGUCCAAGGAUUUAGCUUCGAUAACACCAUCGCGGCAGAGCCUCCCAUAUUCGGCUCCUCCAUUGAACAGGCCCCUCGAUCGCCCCGUAUACCGGCUACGCUCUCGACAGACUUCCGAGACUUGAGCCAAUCUCCCGUUGAAGGCGCCUUGCAGUCACCCAAGACCAUCUCGGGACCUACCAAUGGGGCCGUGAUCCAGGACGUGGGAGCCUGGGGCAACAAAACCACAAUGUCAACCAAGGAGAAGAAACGCAGCAUCUGGGGCUUCCGCACUCGGUCCUCCUUCGAUCUGGCGUCUCAGGCCCCAGCUGUCAACGACCUAGCUGCAACCAGUAACAGCAUCCAAGCGGAACGGAAGGAUCCUGUCAGACCUGUAUUCGGGAUUCCCUUGGCAGAGGCUGUUCAGUACUGUGCCCCACUUGGAGUUGAUGUGGAGCUUCCGGCUGUUGUGUAUCGCUGCAUCGAAUAUUUGCAUUCCAAGGGCGCGGCGUUAGAAGAAGGAAUCUUCCGCCUGAGCGGCUCCAAUGUUGUGAUUAAGGCCUUGAAGGAGCGAUUCAAUACCGAGGGUGACGUGGAUUUUGUUGGUGGAGAUCAGUAUUAUGAUGUUCACGCCGUCGCCUCUCUCUUCAAGCAAUACCUUCGAGAGCUCCCAACCACGGUGCUGACUCGGGAGCUUCAUUUAGAUUUCCUUCGGGUUCUCGAGCUCGACGACCGCCAGAAGAAGGUCACAGCCUUCAACGCUUUGGUUAGCCGGCUGCCAAGGCCAAACCUUGUGCUACUGCGGGCCUUAUCAUUGUUCCUGAUCGAGAUCGUUAACAACUCUGACGUGAACAAGAUGACCGUUCGCAAUGUUGGCAUUGUUUUUGCCCCGACUCUUAACAUUCCCGCGCCGGUGUUCUCGAUGUUCCUUACGGACUUCGAUAGCAUCUUUGGGGAUAUUGGAUCGGGCCCAGGCCCAGCCAUUGAAUUAACAGUGGAUCACAGUCUAUCUCCUGAUGAUGUUCGCUCCCCUCGUCAUCAGAUGUUCUCGGACAUACCAACCCCAUCGUAUAAUCAGACGUCAUUCCGAGGUCAAGCGGACGCACCCAGUGGUCCUUCAGAUACCUCCCGAGCCGCCCAUGACACAGGCUUUGCUCCUUUGCAGCCCAGCUAUGACCAGCCAACCUACAGGAGUGACGCAUAUAGCCAACACCAAGGCGCAUCACCCUCCUAUGGUUCGUUAAAUGGCAUGUUAUCUCCCGGUUCAGACGAUACACGCUCAGCCAAGACAAAGAGGCGAGAGAGCUCAAUGCUCUUCAUGGAAUCCAACCCAGGAGAUCUUUCCUUCUACCAAGACAAAUAA